CUCUCUCUCUCUCUCUCGUCACACUGCGCGAGCGAACGAGUCGUUAGGGUUUCGCCGGCCGGAUCUGGUAAUCCCGUGCUCCUUGGUACUAUGGGGUUGUGCGAUCUCUUUCUCUUUCUUGUUGGAGUGCGCUUUCCGGGGUUUGAUCGCGUUGUGAUUGGGGAUCGGACCCGUUUUGGCUAAAGAUUCCAUCUCGGGCUGCGUUCUUGGCAGAAUCGGGCAAUGUGUUUCAGAUCUCUGGUUUUGCUUUAGUUUCCUUGGUAGAUAUUGGGGCAUUUCGGUUGGAACGUUUGCGGCUUGCGUAACUCGUGUGUUUUUAAGCUGGUUGAGCUUGUAUCGGUUCCUGGUGACAUAAAAAAAAAGGGGGUUUCUCGCUUAUGCCCAUUCCUCAGCUUGAUGCGGGACUAUAUUGCGGGUAGAUAAAUCUUGUUCGUGAAUUUGAUUUCUUUUAACUGUCUGUAUUUUGCUGCAAAUUUGUGUACUUAAGGAGAUCGGUAAACUUUGUUCUUCAAAGUUCGGAGCAGUGCUGCUUUUUUAGAUGUUGGGUUGAGUACAUUGCGUCUUAUAUGGUAUAAAGAUCGUAAAUUUAGUUUAAAGUCGGUUUAUUGAGAGCUUCUUUGAGAACUAUACGUGUUUUGAUACUUUGGUUGAGGAAAAGAAAUUUGCUUGCCCUUCAAACGGAUCAACUUAUUUACGUUUUGAGAUACUGCUGAUUUUAAACCUAUCAAUAUUUGGUUUCUCUGUUCCUUUUCUUUUGUGAUUUAAAAAAAAGUUUGUGGACGAGUUAAUGGUCAAUGUUCAUGAAAAAAAAUAAUUAUGUUGGAACUAGACUUUUGUUCUCUGGAACAUGACUGAUUUACUAGGCAUGAUAUAUAAUUCUGUUUGCUAAUUAUGUCUUUUAUUAGGUCUGAAGUUGCAUGCUCUACCUGUUCAGAUUGCUCUCCUAAAAUAGUUUCUGAUAUAAGGUUGUAGUUGGAAAUUUCAUUCAGCUUUGUCUAUGAUAACAGGUUUGAAUGACAAUAAAUAGUUUGCAGCGGCAGCCAUUUGAUAAUGCAAAAUUCAUAAUAUCAUUAUUGAGGUUUGUUCGUUAGUCAUUUCAGUCCAGUCACUAUAAAGUAAUUAGCUUUGGCAUGCUCUUCGUUUCUGUUUGGCAAAAUUUCUGCUUUAUGCCACCCACCUUUUCUCUUAGCACUUAUUUUGUUGUUGAUAAAUAUUGUAUGUAUUAGAGCUGUUACAUGGCUGGUAACUCUGUACAUAUGCAAUGCAACUUUUGUAGCCGACACCAUUAAAUUUAGUGUGGCCUAUUGUUGAGAGUGGGCAGGGGACUGCAUAUCUAGUUCCAAUGCACUUACUAGCUGAAUUUUAGUUUCUUUCAGAAUAUCAGGGAAUAACCAAGGGCCACUUGUUCUUUGAGUGACAAAAUAAUGGAGGGGGAGAUAGGUGUAGAUGCAUUGCUUGAUUAUGCAAUCUUCCAGAUGUCAUCAACUCAAAACAGCUUUGCAUUUGUGCUGCAGUUACGAGGCUCUCAUUUGUAAUGAUGGCAAAAUCAAAAAAUUAGCUUGUGGUCCUCUGGAUCAGCUCACAUUGCAUUUACCACAAGUGAAGGGAUUUCAGUCAAACUCAUCUGGCAAUAGCUUUAAAUUGGAUUUGAGUAAAAGCUUCAAAGGUUCAUCUUGGUUCACCAAGUUCACUUUAGCUAGGUUUUUGCAUAUUGUUAACUACCCUGAUGCAAUAAGAUCUGCCAAUGCAAUUUUAAAUGAGAUGUCCCAGUUGGAGGAUACCAGAAGAUUCCAUCUCACGCACUAUUCUAAGGAUCACCCAGGCCAUUCUGGAGGCAUUACGUCAGGUGGCCACUUGAAAAAUGUUGGAUCAACACAAAAUAUAAAAGUUGAGACAGGGUCAUCAGAUGUGACAAAGAAUGAAUUGUUGCGAGCAAUGGAAUUAAGACUUACUGUCCUAAAAGAAGAGUUAGCGGCUUCUUUCAACCGAGCUGCAGGCGCUACUUUAUCGGUCAAACAGAUAUCUGAUCUAGCAGCAUUUUCACAGCAUUUUGAAGUGAGAGAUUUGAGGGACCCUUUAUCAAAGUACUUAUCAUUGAUCCAAGAAGAUCAAGUGGUUGAAUUGUCGGUUGAAAAAAUGAUCUCGGAUGAUACAAGGAAAGACUCUGAGGUUGUUGCAGAAGAGAUACAUCCCUCAAGUCCAGAGUCUGGUAAAGCAAAACCUCUUCACGUGGGCAUCUCCCCAGCCAAAAUUGCACAAGCUGAGCGGCAGAGCUCGAUAGAAGGUGAUUCUUCUGAGUCUAGUGAUGAAGAUCAGACAAUUACUGAAAGAAGCCGACCUAUUAUGAGAUCUGUGACCCCUAGAAGGUCUGCUUCUCCCAUGCGACGAAUACAAAUAGGAAGGUCUGGGUCUCGCAGGUCUACCGCACUGACCAUUAAGAGUCUCAGUUACUAUCCUGCCAGGGAAAGGAUUACAUUAAACAGGGAUGUUGAUGAUAAUAACAGCGGAGAUGAAGAGGCACAUCAGCCAGUGAAGAAGCCUGAGAAUACAGUGAGAAGGAUGAGCGUCCAAGAGGCAAUUAGUCUCUUUGAAAGCAAACAGAAAGAUCAAAAUUUGGAUGUUCAGAAGAGGAGGGCUUCAGGAGAAGUCUCUCUGAGUACCAACAAAGUUGUGUUAAGGAGAUGGAGUUCUGGUAUGAGUGAUUCUCUGACUUGUUCUCAGGAAAAUGCUUCUGAGGAUGUGUCUCCGAAUAACCAUGCCGAUUUGGUUCCUGAGGCAGGAGACAAUAUAGCGACUGAUGUGAUGGUUGAGUCUAAUAUUUCUCCAGGCAAUUUAAAUGCAACUGCAUCUGAAACUGCUCAGAUCACUGAAUCAUCAGAGACGGAGAUAAUGAUAUCCCCUUCAAAGGAUAGUCCUGCUGAGUUAGUAACAUCCCAAGCUGAAGAAGUGGAUGAUAAAGCGACUAUGUCAGCUGAGUGGAGUAGGCAGAAAGAAGAGGAACUUAAUCAAAUGUUGAUGAAGAUGAUGGAGAGCAGGACUGGCAAAUACCGAGGCACUAAAUCUGGUUCUAGUGGAUCUCUGUCUACCUCAAAUGAGCAGAGAGGUGGUUUUUAUAGUCAGUAUAAGGAGAAAAGGGAUGAGAAACUUCGAGCAGGAAAUGUCAAGAAACAUUCGUCGAUGGAAGCACAACUUAAGGUGUUGCAGGAAACCCUGAAACCAAGCAAAGCAGAAGCUGCCUCAAAAUCUGGAGUUGCUAUCAAAAAGCUUGACUCACCCAGCAAUUCUCAGCGUCCCCGAAGAAAUUCGUCUCCACCGGUGUUACACAAGAAUGAAGUUUCAAAAACAGCAGCACCCAGAAAAGCUUCACCGAAAUCAUCACCAGUGCCAACUACACGUGGUUCAUGGUCAUCAGGACCAUUGCAAAAGGCAAGUGGAAACCAACCAGCUAAAAGUUCUCCCAGAGUGUCUUCUGCUAAUAACACAUUGAGCCGCCGGAAGUUCCAGUCUACUUCUCCAACUUCACCUAGCCCCAAAACCGAAAGGCCAUUGCGUCAACCUAAAGGUAAGCCAGAAGCCAAAACUGAUGCUAAGCCAACUAUAAAAAGCCAAGGAGAAAAGAAGCCGAAAACGACAACAAAUACCAACAAAUCUGUGAAAACCAAAGCUCAAUCAGCUUCUGGAGAUGAUUCAGGUUCAGCAACGGCAAAGCCAAGUUUUUACAAUAAAGUUACAAAGAAGAGUAGUGUUGUUCCUUUGGAGGCCAAACCCUUUUUGAAAAAAGGUACUGGGAUUGGGUCUGGUGUUGGUCCUGUGAUAAACAAGACUAGAGUUACUCAGUCUGACAAUUCAUCAAAGAAAAGUGACAGUACUAGUCAAGCUGAAGAAAAGGAGCCUGCUCCUGAGACAAUUGAAACUACUGCUAAGGUAUUGGAGGUUGAUCUUGCUCAACAAGCAAAUGAUGUUGAUGCAAAUUUAGUUACUUCACUAGAUAAUGAUUUAAAUCUUGAAAAAACAGAAAAUAUGGAUCAAAGUUUAGCGGAAGUUGAUGAUGGGCUCAAGAACUCUGUAGAACUUCCUGUUGCUGAGAUUCAACCUGAUGAGGAUAUAAGCAUAUCCUCAGCUGCAUGGGUGGAAGUAGAACAUCAGGAAGUUUCCGCUGCAUAUGAAACUGGCCUGUCCAAAGUCUCUGUCCCCACCGCACUUGAACCACCGCUCCUAUCAAGUCCACGUGUCCGACAUUCAUUAUCCCAAAUGCUUCAAGCAGACAACAAUGAACCAGAUAUCAUCGAGUGGGGAAAUGCCGAAAACCCUCCUGCACUGAUCUAUCACAAAGAUGCUCCCAAGGGAUUGAAGAGGCUUUUAAAGUUUGCUCGUAAGAGCAAGGGAGAGGCAAAUGUGACUGGCUGGGCUAGCCCAUCAGUCUUCUCAGAAGGAGAGGAUGACACAGAAGAUUCCAAAGCUGCUAAUAAGAACUUAGAUCAAUCGAGAAAAACUGCCCUUCAAGCCAGGAAAUCCAUGCUUGGUGAAGGUUUGCAUGAUGGAAGUUCGAGCAAGAGGACAAUGGAGUACCAUGGAGUUCACAAUGCCUUGGCAGGUUCUGAAAAUUUUCAAAAAGGUCAAGUUUCAUCAACAACCACCUCAACUAAAGCAGCUAGGUCAUUCUUCUCUCUCUCAACAUUUAGGAGCAGCAAAUCGAAUGAGACGAAACCUCGAUAGUCUGCGGAGCCACAAGUCAUAGUGCAGAUAUGUUCCUUCAACUAGCUCCUGUAGGUGUCUUACCUUGGCCAGGUAUAGAGAAGCCAGCACUGGUUCGAGGAAAUGUAUGCUCCCCCACUUCUUUGAUAAUGGGAGAGCCAUUGUGUGUUUUUGUUUGUUCUUUUUGUUGUCUAUGUAAUAUCAUGAUCGCAAGAACAAUUUUAUCACAGUAUAAACUUGAUUUCAUGUGA
Musa acuminata AAA Group (dessert banana) is the source of this 4946-nucleotide messenger RNA. RefSeq lists its product as uncharacterized. Bases 1447 to 4716 code for a protein of 1089 amino acids. NCBI's taxonomy places the organism in Eukaryota, Viridiplantae, Streptophyta, Magnoliopsida, Zingiberales, Musaceae. The transcript is spliced from 10 exons. The record is from RefSeq and is a predicted model, not a curated record.